GAUUGCACUGUGGUUCUGCACGAAGGCGUCGCAAGAAUUGCCAUUACUCGGUGAGGCCUUGAGGCUCCAACAACAGUUUCUCAGUGGCGUACUUGGUCAUCAAUUCUGGGCCCGCAUCGAGGCGACAACCUAUGCCGUGCGAAACCAAGUCCUUCUAUCAAGCCACUUGCAAGGUGCAUUUUGGCAAUCAAUUGAUUGUCACGAGAAUGACGAUACUCUUGUUCCUUGUUGGACACUAAACAGUGUCUGUUUGUCCACGUAUCGUGGGGCUGAUGUAUUGCAACAAACGUUGCAAAUACGUAACGAUCGGUAGUGGACAAAUAGCAGUCAUCCUCUAUUAUGCAUACCUGACCUAGCGCACUUGCGAUAUGGACUAUAAAUGGCGAGGCAUACUGUGAUGGCUAUCGCAGUCUGCUUCUUCGCAUUGACUAUAUUUCCCUCAGAACUCUGGCAAUGGUAGUCUGGACGAACUUCACGGCGAUCUGGGUUCCUCUUACUUCCCUUGCAGGCUCUUUCUUGCUGUAUCGACUAUGUGUCGCGUUAUUCGUCAGGACGCCUCGCUUUCCUCCUGGGCCUAGACGACUUCCUCUUCUUGGCAACAUUCAUCUUCUGCCUAUGGAGUAUCAGGAGAGAACGUUAGCUGAAUGGGGGAAAACAUAUGGAAAUCUCGUGUUUGCCAAGCUCUUUCGCACUCCAGCCAUUAUCAUCAAUUCCUUCGACGUCGCUCGUGAUCUUUUGGACAAACGUAGCGGAAACUAUUCUGACAGGCCACGCUUUAUUCUCCAAUCAGAGCUCAUGGGAUUAGACACAGUCCUUACACAUCAGCGUUAUGGAGAACGGCAUAGGCAACAACGCAAAUGGAUGCAAAACUUGUUCCAAAAUAAGAAGGCUUUGGACCAGUACCAAGCGUUGCAGCGUCGCGAAGUUUACAUCACCCUGCAGGGCAUGCUCACGAGUCCGGAGAAUUUCAAGGCCCAUCUGUUCAGAUUUACAGCUUCCCUUACGCUCGAUGCGACCUAUGGCCAUCGAGUGGUAUCCGCUGAUGACAUGUUUGUUCAUGUCGCGGAGCGUGGUAUAGAAGUUAUCAGUGAAUCUGGCAGCCCGGGUAGUAUGCUUGUCGAUUUCUUUCCUUUUUUAAAACAAAUACCGACAUGGAUGCCUGGAGCUGGUUUCAAACGCAAGGCAUUCUCAGCGAGAAAGUCUAUCGUAGACAUGCAAGAUGUGCCUUAUAACAUGGUGCGGGAGCAAAUGUCAUUGGGAGCGGCAAGACCUAGUAUCACAUCUGCACUGGUGGAGAGUUGCAUUCAAGACGGAGAAUUGUCGCAGUACGAUGAAGAUAGCAUCAAAGGCACAUCGACUGCCAUCUACGCUGCUGGUACGGAGACCACUUCAAACACAAUGAAUUCCUUCAUUUUGGCCAUGGUCGCGCACCCCGAUGUGUAUAGGAGGUUAAGGGAUGAAAUGGAUAGAGUAGUUGGAACCGAUCGUCUUCCAGAUUUCGAUGACAGGGAUUCGCUGCCUUACCUGGAAUGUGUUAUAAAAGAGCUUUACAGAUGGCGUGUUGCUGUAACCCUAGGCAUUCCACAUUCAACCAUGCAGGACGACGAGUACAAUGGGUACCAUAUACCCGGCAAGGCCAUGGUAAUCGCAAACCUUUGGGCCAUGUCACAAGACACUGCGCGCUAUCCACACCCUGGGCUCUUCCUUCCUGAGCGAUACCUUACGGCCACGAAUCAGGAGGAUACUCUUGACCCGAGAAGCUUUGUAUUCGGAUUUGGUCGUCGUCGUUGUCCUGGUGCAGACUUUGCCGACCGCAAUAUAUACCUUCUCUCUGCGAACAUCAUUGCAACUCUAGACAUUUCGAAGGCAAAGAAUGAAUUUGGGCAAGAGAUCGACCCACCACUUAACUAUCUGAGCGGUUUCGCCAGUAAGGCGAAGGACUUCCAAUGUUCGAUCACCCCUCGUUCAGAGAGGGCGGCUAGAUUGAUCAGGCAAAUGAAUUUGUCGAUUGACUCAUAAAGGGAUGUUUGCAUUCAUGGAUGUUCCAUUUCAACUCAUUCAUCUAUUCAUUCCACUUUAAACGAAUAUCUCUUAUUGUGGGAUCGAAGUCGUAGAAGUACCAUUUGAGAUAGCUGGCCAUUUGUUCAUUCUUGAUUGGAGACUGCGCCCCUUCCAGUGUACUUGAUCACCACGUCUAUCAUUACUCCCAUUUUGAAUCCAGAAACUUGUUCAACUCGGCAAACCUUUUCCGACCUCCUUGUGGCUGCAGUAGGGUGGGAUGCACGCUUCCACCGCGGUCCACUAAGUC
Messenger RNA from Somion occarium, 2308 nucleotides. The record is from the annotation of a GenBank genome assembly. Lineage: Eukaryota; Fungi; Basidiomycota; Agaricomycetes; Polyporales; Cerrenaceae.